Messenger RNA from Xiphophorus maculatus (southern platyfish), 8482 nucleotides. RefSeq names its product poly [ADP-ribose] polymerase 4-like. NCBI's taxonomy places the organism in Eukaryota, Metazoa, Chordata, Actinopteri, Cyprinodontiformes, Poeciliidae. Bases 92 to 6625 code for a protein of 2177 amino acids. The record is from RefSeq and is a predicted model, not a curated record. Gene Ontology annotation, molecular function: NAD+ poly-ADP-ribosyltransferase activity. The transcript is spliced from 48 exons.
UGUCGCUGCCUUUACCUUGUUGUCUUUCCGAACAACCGGAGCAGAAAUUUCUCCGGAAAUAAAAUUGUCUGAACUCUUUCGUCAAGUCAGUAUGGGUGUGUUUGACAACUGUUCAGUUCUUCUGGAGCUCAAAAACUUGCCUUUCAAGGAGAAGAAGAAGCUGAAAUCAAUAGUGACAUUGAAUGGAGGCAGCAUUUCUUUCAUAGUCAACAAACAGUGCUCUCUGGUGGUGACCUCCGACUUGUCCAACCUGAGCUCCAACAGGCUGCGCAGCAUCCAGAAGAACCAGACGCCGGUGGUCGGCUUUGAUUAUCUGUAUAAAUGUGUGGAGAGAGGCGUUCUUCUGUCUUUGGACGAGUACAAGAUGGACACUUCAUCAUCUCUAGAUCCUCCUCCUCCCUGGAAGUCACCGCAGAGAGCUCCACUAACUUAUAAAGGUCCGACCUCAUCAGAGGGACCAGCUGUUGAAAAAAACAAUCAGAAGUUCAGAAUCUACAAAGAGUCGGAUUCUGCUCUCCCAGCAUUCCCCGAUGAUUUCCAGGUGGCGAAGUACUCCGUUUUCGGACAGGAGAACGGCAGCAGGUUUUGCGUGUUGGAGCUGCAGAGCGCCAAAGGUGAGCAGGGACGGCGCUAUCGUGUGGCCAGAUACCUGAAGGACGACGUGGUGUCGAAGAAGACAGCUGUGAUGGAUCGGCUGGUGUUCCUGUCCACUUCAGAAGAAGCUCUGGACGUUUACAAGGCGCUGAGUGAAGAACUGGAUCGCUCUGAGCUGCAGAGGAUGAGCAGCUUACCUGCUGAGGCGCCACACCUGGGCUCUGCCCCCCUGCAGCAGCUGCUGCUGGAGGAGAAACUGAACUCCGAUGAGUUGUCCCCAGACGUAGCGGCGUUUGUGGAGCUGCUGUGGACCGAAGCUCUCGGUUGCCUUGGAAACAUCCUCAGAGUCCCCAUCUCCAGACUCAGCCUGAACGAUGUGAGCAGAGCUGAAGGCCUUCUGCUUCAGGCUCAGAGGAAACUGAAGGAGGGAAACGAGGAAGAGGCGUCGUCCCUCCUGGACGAGGUUCUCACCCUGCUGCCUCACCGGGAACCCAGACCUCAGUCACCUACAGCCAGGUUUCUGUCUCAGAAGCUGGAUCUCUGUCAGUUAAUCCGGGAUGUUCUGAAUGUGAGCGAGAUGACCUUGAACGACCCGAAGCCGUCCUCCGUGGGGAAGUACCGCGCUCUUCGCUGCCACAUCGAAGCCAUUCCCCGCAGCAGCUCAGUGUUUCAGAAUGUCGCCGCCCUGCUGGCUGACAGGUCGGUGCAGAUCCAGCAGAUCAUGCGGGUCAACAGAGCGGUGGAGCUUCAAACGUUUCAGAGCGAGAUCGGGAACGUUAAACCCCUCCUCCAUUCAUCCAGCCCCAGCAACUUUGUAGGAAUCAUGUCCAGAGGUCUGCUGCUUCCCCAUGUGGGAGUGGAGCAUCAUGGGAUUACGAGAACGGACGUCGGAAACCUUGGCAGCGGGAUUUACUUUGGUGAUGCUUUGAGCACCAGUCUGAAGUACGCCAAACCCAGUGAAACAGACGGAUCGCGCCUCCUGCUGGUCUGCGAUGUGGCUCUGGGAGUUAGUAAGGAUCUCUAUAAGAGAGACCAGACUCUGACCGAGGCUCCUGAAGGCUAUCACAGCGUUCACGGAGUCAGACGAACCAACAAAACUACAUCUGAUUUUGAGGAUGACGAGUAUGUGGUUUACUCUAUUGACCAAGUGAAGAUAAAAUAUGUAGUUCAGUUCAGAAAGGAAGGAGACGAGCAGAAGAAUUUCAGUCCGGACAUCAACCUGACUGCAGAACCCAUUGAGUCUGCCAAGAACCCAGGUCUCACUUCAGAACAUGUAGAAGAAGAUCUAGAAAAUGUGAAGAACCCUCUGGAGGACGUUAAAGCUGGACUGUUGGACAGUUCAGGCCAGCAGCUCCCCCUGCAGGCCGUCCAUGUAAAGUGCAAACUGAUGGAUCUGCUCUCCCAGGUCAUCAUCUUCCAGAAAUACACCAAUCAGAGCUCAGUGCCCAUUGAGGCGAAGUACGUCUUCCCGCUGGACGACUCAGCUGCCGUGUGCGGAUUUGAAGCUUUCAUCAAUGGGAAGCACGUGGUGGGAGAGGUGAAGGAGAAGGAGACGGCUCGUAAGGAGUACAAACAGGCGAUAGCCAAAGGCCACGGAGCGUACCUCAUGGACCAGGACGCUCCUGAUGUGUUCACCAUCAGCGUGGGCAACCUGCCGCCUGGUGCCACUGUCCUCAUUAAGGUGACCUUUGUGUCAGAGCUGGUGGUCAGAGACGGGAGCAUCCUGUUCUCCCUGCCGGGUAGCGUGGCUCCAUGGCAGGAAAGCGCUGCGCUCAACCAGACCACACAAGUCUCUGUGGAAAAGGUUUGUGUGGCCAACGAAUCAGCGAGAGAGUUUACGUUGGACAUGUCGGUGGAGAUGCCCUUUGAGAUCUCUAGCCUGACCUGCAUCACCCAUCAAGUCAAAAUUAAGAGGACUGACUGUAAGGCAGUGAUCAGUGUUCUGCCGGGUCAGGUCAUGGGGUCAGAUGGUUUCCAGAUGUCUGUCACUCUCUCUGAGGUUCAUCUUCCCAGAAUGUGGGUGGAGAAACACCCAGACAAGAACAGCCAGGCCUGCAUGCUGGUUUUCUACCCAAACUUUGAGUUUGACUCCAGCUCUGAAGGCAGUGAAGUUGUUCUUUUGCUGGACACGUCUGAGUCCAUGAAGGGGGCAUCGUUCCAGCUGGCCCAGAAAAUCGCCCUGCAGGUUUUAAAGAACCUGAAGAACGACGUCAAAAUCAACAUUGUUUUGUUUGGAACAGAUCACACAGAAGCUUUCCUGACGACCCAGAAACUCAACGAGGUUCAAGCUGAAGCCAAGAAGUUCAUCAAGAGCUGCUCCUCAGUAGGGGGCAGCACUGAGCUGUGGCGGCCUCUCCGGGCGCUCAGUCUGCUGCCGCCGUCCGACGGCGUGCGAAACCUGCUGCUGCUGUCGGACGGCCACAUCCAGAACGCGGCGGCCACGCUGCAGCUGCUCAGAGAUAACGUCCAGCACAGUCGCCUCUUCACCUGCGGCUUCAGCUCCACAGCCAAUCGCCACAUGUUGAGAGCCCUGGCUCAGGCAGGGGGCGGAGCUUAUGAGUUUUUUGACUCUAAAGCGAAGUACACCUGGGCUGAGAAGGUGGAGCGCCAGGUGAAGCGCAUGUCGUCUCCCGGCUGCAGCUCCGUCUCUGUGAAGUGGCAGCAGUUCAACCCCAGAGCUCCUCCGGUUCAAGCCCCGAAGCAGCUGAACGCUCUGUUCAACGACUGCCACACGCUGGUUUACGGCUUUGUGCCCCACUGCACUCAGGCGACUCUUCUUGGAGAUUUGCGUGGUCAGGAGCUUCAAACCAUGGUGUCAACAACAGAGCUGCAGAAGACCAGAGGAACGUUUCUUCAUAAGCUCACAGCAAGAGCCCUGAUCAGAGACUACGAGGAUGGAAACCUUGAUAUCACCGAAGCUGAACACGAGGGUAAAAAAGCAGAGCUGAAGUCCUUCAUCAUCGAUCUGAGCAAAGAGUUCUCCAUACUGUCUCAGUUCACCAGCUUCGUGGCCAUCGAAGAGAGGGAUUCUGAGAAGGCAGAUGAUGGCGUCACAGACAUCCCAAAGCUGGUCGCAGAGGAGGAUGUGGACUUCUUGCCAUACAUCAACUGGAGUCUUCCUGAGGACAAAGAAAAAGUUGUGGUUUGUGAUGCAGAGUUAUCUGAAGAAAGCGAUCGCGACAUGCUGUCCACAGAACUUAGCUCCACUGAAGAGGCAUCUACAGAUAUCGACGAUAUGACCUCUUUAUCUCUUCAGAGGAUAUUAUCUCUUGUGAAAUCUACAGAGAGAGAUGACGAAAGAUUUAGGGAACUCCUGGAAGAAGGGUGCCGUCUAAGGCAGAUAUCAUGUCAUGAGAAAUCUGAAGAGUUAAAUGACGAAAGAUCUAGGGAACUCAAGACACCUGAAGAGAGCGAGGACGAAUCAUCUGAAGAGAUGGAUGUUGAUAUGAUGUAUGAUGCCCUGCCUGAUCAUCAUGAGAUGGGUAUGUCUGUUGCUCCCGGGUCCUCCAGGAGAGGAUAUGCCCUUUUUUCUGCCACACCACUACCGCAAGGACAGUUAUUCGCUGGUUCUGCAACCACAACUGCUUUUUUUGGAGCCUCACCUGCUGGUUCUGCCCCCUCAUCUACUGGUUUUGGACCCCCACUUGCUGGUACCGGAGGCUUAUUUGGUUGUUCUGGAGCCCCACCUGCUGGUUCUGCACCCCGAACUGCUUUUUUUGGAACCUCAACUGCUUGUUUUGGAACCUCACCUGCUGGUUCUGCCCCCUCAUCUACUGGUUUUGGACCCCCACUUGCUGGUACCGGAGGCUUAUUUGGUUGUUCUGGAGCCUCACCUGCUGGUUCUGCACCCCCAACUGCUUUUUUUGGAGCCUCACCUGCUGGUUCUGCCCCCUCAUCUACUGGUUUUGGACCCCCACUUGCUGGUACCGGAGGCUUAUUUGGUUGUUCUGGAGCCCCACCUGCUGGUUCUGCACCCCGAACUGCUUUUUUUGGAACCUCAACUGCUUGUUUUGGAACCUCACCUGCUGGUUCUGCCCCCUCAUCUACUGGUUUUGGACCCCCACUUGCUGGUACCGGAGGCUUAUUUGGUUGUUCUGGAGCCCCACCUGCUGGUUCUGCACCCCGAACUGCUUUUUUUGGAACCUCAACUGCUUGUUUUGGAACCUCACCUGCUGGUUCUGCCCCCUCAUCUACUGGUUUUGGACCCCCACUUGCUGGUACCGGAGGCUUAUUUGGUUGUUCUGGAGCCUCACCUGCUGGUUCUGCACCCCCAACUGCUUUUUUUGGAGCCUCACCUGCUGGUUCUGCCCCCUCAUCUACUGGUUUUGGACCCCCACUUGCUGGUACCGGAGGCUUAUUUGGUUGUUCUGGAGCCCCACCUGCUGGUUCUGCACCCCCAACUGCUUUUUUUGGAACCUCACCUGCUUGUUUUGGAACCUCACCUGCUGGUUCUGCCCCCUCAUCUACUGGUUUUGGACCCCCACUUGCUGGUACCGGAGGCUUAUUUGGUUGUUCUGGAGCCCCACCUGCUGGUUCUGCACCCCCAACUGCUUUUUUUGGAACCUCACCUGCUUGUUUUGGAACCUCACCUGCUGGUUCUGCCCCCUCAUCUACUGGUUUAGGAACCACAUAUGGUGGUUUUGGACUCCCACUUGCUGGUACUGGAGGCUCAUCAUUUGGGUUUGGCUCUACAUCAACAGCUUCUUUGAAAUCAUCUUCGCUAUUUUCAUCAUCAGUUCAGCCAUUAUCAGGGGAUUGGUCCAAAACAAGCUCUCUUGCCAAAAUAAGUCCAGCAUUAUUUGGGAAAUCUCUCUCAUUAUCUGAAUCUCCAAGUACAGGCUCCAUUUUUUCCAGGGUGUCUCUUACAGAACGUAGUGCUGUACAGCAGAAAGCCACACCUGAUUCUGCAGGCGAAGCUCCUUUGACACGUUUAGAAUCUGAAUGUUUUGCAAACCAAGAAGAGGAACUCUCAGCAUUCCAAUGCAAUGGAGGACACACAAAGUUGUAUCAGGUUCCAGAAUCUGAUCCAAAACCUCCCCAUCGUCUUAGUUUUCUUAGAGAUUUAAGUCGAGUGCGCAAUGGCGCUCCAACACCUCUCUCUGAAGUGGGCUCCAUCCAACUGGACCGCAGAGUAGCUUCACCACUAUCUCUUCAAGUAUUUAGUGAAGCUUCACUACCUCCCCUUCAAGUAACUAGAGGAGGUCGUCCACCUCCACCUCCAAUGCGCAAAGGGGCUCCUCUAGCUCCAGGACCCAGUGGAGCUCCUCCUCCUCCAGUUGCAGUGCAAAAUGGAACUCCACCUCCACCUCCAGGACCCAGUGGAGCUCCUCCACCUCCAGGGCCCAGUGGAGCUCCUCCUCCACCUCCAUGGGUCUUUGGAGCUCCUCCUCCACCUCCAGUGGCCAGUGAAGCUCCACUACCUCCCCCUAGUCUUCUUCACAGGCCCUUCUGUGCAUUAAGUUCAAAUCUAAUGGAUGGUCUGGUUUGUCAAGCAUAUGAUAUACAGCCACAUCAUCCAUCCUUUGAAGCUCCAGACCCAGAAGAGCAGAAGCUGAAGUGGAUUAAGAUCUUCCAACUGCAGCAGGCGGACGGAUACUGGGAGUUAACUGUUGAGCUGGGAAAACUGAUCAAUGUCAACGUGGAUGCGUUUGCUAACGUGUUCCUGAAGAACAAAGGCAUUCAUUCUCUGGGUGCGAAGGCCAACGCAGGCAUCCGGAGGCUGGUGGCGACUCUGUUGGUUCUGCAGCUGAUGAGGGAGGAGGAGCUGGAGGAAGGAAAACUGCUGCAGAGUUUGUUUAACCUGAAGGAGCCGACUGGGUCCAGGUCAGAGCGCUGGCAGCAGGUGAAGAAGGCAGUGGACUGGGUGCGUUGGGCCGACCGGGAGUAUCCGUGCGCCUGCAGCCGGCUGGAGUUCGGCUGGAGCUGGGAGUCUUCCACCCGCCAGCUGCUGGGCUUCGAACGCUUCCCCCCGUUCUCACCGCUCAUCAGCCUGGAGCUGCAGAAGACCGCAGCGCCGCUGGCCAUCCACUGAGGAAAUGAUGCAACAUUUUCUGAAAGUCAUAUAUCAAUUUGUAUUUUGUUUUGCUUUUUUAUCUGCUUUGGUUUGUGUUUAUGUGCAAAGAGGUGAAGAUCUUCAAAAAUUACAUGACAAAAUAUUUAAAUAUUUUAUAAUUUUAAAACAUGAGAGGAAGGAAGAGAAAGAUUUAUGUUUCAUCCACUUAAAUGAUACAAAUGGAUAAAUAGAAUUAGAAACAAAACCGUUAUUAAUCACAAACUGGAGAACAUAAUUGAUGCCACAAUGUGAACAUCUUCCUCCCUAAUACAUUCAGAAAUGGUGGAUUGCUUUUAUCUUAAAAACUAACAAGAAUAGAUUAAAAUGUGUUUGAUACUUUUGGAGUUUAAUUCUUGUUGUGUUUUAAAACUAAUUUUUUGGGAGAAAUUAGCAAAUUUUUGAACUCACUUUCAGAUUUUACUUUUAUCUAAAGAUGGCUUAGAUCUCAAAUAUAUAUAUUUUUUCUUUAUCUUUUGUUGUUUUUUAAGGCGGUUUAAGGCGCCUUUGGUUUUACAAACUGCUUUACAUAUAAAAUCAGUAUUCACAUGGAAAUGGUUGCAUGCAUUGGAAAAACAAACAGCAAAAAUAAUCUGAACCUAUUUUCAGUAUCAGUUAAUCUAAAGCAACAUUAUUUUUCACCAUCUAUGACAGUAACCUGUUAAAAUAAAAUUUCAACGGCUCUUUAAGUACUUUAUUCAGUUAUUAUGUCAACAAAAUCAUCCAAAGAAUUCUAAGGUGGCUUGUUUUUAUACCCGUGUUUAUUGAAUCUGUAAUCAUUUUUAUUUGACAGAUUAAAGUAAUCUGAAAAUGUUUUUUUUAUUUAAUUCUUUUAUGGCAUUUGGGUAAUAGUCAGAAAAUUAAAUGAACAAAGCCAAAGUUCUCACCAUGAAUUUGUUUCAAUCAUCUCAUCUUGUGAUUCUCUUAUUGAAACUUUGACAUUUUUGAUGAAUGAAUUUAUACAAAUUAACUGUUUUGAAUGUAUUUUUAAUCAACUUACUGUCUUUGUUGACCUAUUCAUAGCAAAAUUCGAAUAAAUUACUAAUAUAGCAAUUGUAACUUUCAAAUUAUUUCAUUUCCUGGGUAUCGGUAUCUGUUUUGUUCAAUGUGAAAUUUAGAUCUAAAAUACAAUUAUUUUCUGGGCAGUAGUUGGUGCAAUGUGAAUAAAAAAUAAAGUUGCCUUGCCAAUGUGUUCAUGAGUGAAGUGAGCCUCUGGGGAUGUUGGUGCACGGAUAUGUUGGUAAGUAAAUUAAAGAUGCCAACCUAAGAUUGUUUUGUAUAGGCAAUGUUUGCUUUUAUAUGUUGUUUCUGAGUUUGACCCGCUUUUGCGUCAACCCAGGUAAAUAUCUCAACGACUAAUUCUCUGAGCUUUAGCAUUUUCCCGACUUAAAGAAAUGCUUCAUAAAAUGAAUAUAAAAUAAUGGGGAUAAAGCUGAUUUAGAGAUAUUUCAAUUUUUUUUAAUCCCAUGUUAUUUCAAAAGAAAUCUCGCGAUAUCUUUUCUAAUCUCAUCCCCACUCUAGAAGGUUCGCGCUGUUGUACAGUUGACAGUUGAGGGGGGUAAAAAGACGGUUGAGAGCUGGCAAUUUUUGGAGAAAGUUGACAGAGUUGUUCCUGAAAAGGUAUUAACAUCUGGAUAUGAUUUGAGUCUCGAGGUAUACUGAAAAUGUUUACACAGUUAUAUAAUGGGGCAAAGCAUCGUGUAUUGAUAGCGAAGCCCCAGUGGCCUUUUCCUUAGUGUCGAAGUUAUGCUAAGCUAGUAGAAAUGUUGGACAGAAUGUUGGCCAAUGUUACAGUUUGAAGGAAUUAUCUUGAGUACAAAUAAACAUGGUGGUUUUAAA